Molecule: messenger RNA, 1374 nt
Organism: Staurois parvus
Lineage: Eukaryota; Metazoa; Chordata; Amphibia; Anura; Ranidae
Source: the annotation of a GenBank genome assembly
AUGUGGCACUUUGCCAUCUCCGUGUUCCUCAUUGAGUUGUAUGGACAUAACCUGCUGCUAACAGCUGUUUUUGGAUUAGUGGUGGCUGGCUCUGUAUUGAUAUUUGGGGCUUUGAUUGGUGACUGGAUUGACAGGAAACCAAGGAAUAAAGUUGCUCAUGCAUCACUGUUCAUUCAGAAUUCAUCCGUCACAGCUUGCUGCAUAGUCCUGAUGCUGGUAUUCUCCUAUAAAAAUGAAAUAGAACAGAUAUGGCAUGGAUGGCUUACAGUAUUCUGCUAUGGAGUGGUUAUUAUUUUAGCUGACUUGGCUAACCUUGCGAGCACGGCAUUGACCAUAACCAUUCAGAAAGAUUGGAUCGUGGUGAUCACAGGAGAUAACAGAAGUCAACUAGCUGGAAUGAAUGCAACUGUUAGAAGGAUGGAUCAAGUCAUUAACAUCUUCGCCCCCUUGUCGGUGGGUCAGGUCAUGACUUGGGCUUCCAAUGUGGUUGGCUGUGGAUUCAUUCUUGGAUGGAACCUGGUGUCACUGCUUGUUGAAUUUAUCUUCCUCUCCAGGGUUUAUAAAAUGGUACCUCAGCUGGCUGUCAAGCCACAGCAAUCUAUAGGAGAGCAUUAUAUAGAAAGGCAGCUGGAACUUAUCAAUGUGCAAGCCCUACCCACUGUAUCAAGGGAAGAGAAAAGCCAGACUCCAGAACCUUCUGCAGAGCGCACUUCAUCAGUCCCUGUCUGCUUCCAGAAAUUUCGCCGCAUGUUGCAUACCUGUACAGAUGGCUGGAAAUCCUACUACAGACAGUCUGUCUUUUUAGCGGGUUUGGGAUUAGCCUUUUUGUACACCACAGUCCUUGGCUUUGACUGUAUCACUACAGGUUAUGCAUACACUCAGGGGAUCAGUGGCUCUUUGCUUAGCAUACUCAUGGCCGUCUCCGCCAUCUCAGGAUUAAUGGGCACUUUUCUGUUUACCAAGCUAAGAAGACAUUAUGGCUUAGUGGUCACAGGAAUUAUAUCCAGCUGUCUCCAUGUUGGUUGUCUAAUGCUUUGCGUGUUUUCAGUCUUUGCUCCAGGAAGCCCCUUUGAUUUGGGCAUUUUCUCUGUCCUUACGGGUAUGAAUUCUUCUUUAAAUGCUGAGAAGUUGCAUCAAAAUCAGCUCCACAUAUAUCCAUCUCAAGGGAAUAUCAACCAACCUAUCCUUUCAGACCGUUCCUCAAUCCACUGGACUAACAAUACUGUGUUGUUUGAGAGUGUCCGUGCCAGCGAUCAGCCAGACUCCUACAUUUCCAUCAUACUGCUGUUUUCAGGAGUUAUAUUAGCCAGAGUGGGUAUGUAUCAAUUUAAAAGCAUUUUCAGCUGUAUUUUUUUUAUGUUUUUUUUUAUGUAA